AUGAAGCUGCUAUCCUACGGUUGUCUCAUCAGUCUUGUCACUUCGGCUACAAGUGGAGUCGUAUCUGGACAAGAGCUACAUGAAGAUUUCACUGCCAUCAACUCAAGCUCCAAAGUCUCGAUUGCGGCCGCAGAUCCCCAACUUGCUGUCGACACACCGCCACCCCCAGACCAUGACUCCAUAUGGCACAAGGCUUAUUGUCGCGGCGCCGCCCUUGUCCGAGCCAUGUCCCUCGACGAAGAAGAAAGCAACACGAUGCUGCAAUGGCCUUACACACAAAGUCCUUGGGACGGCGAUCUAAAGCCUGAACUGAGAAAAUGGGGCUGGCUCGACAACGAAGAGGACAACACGAACAUCGACGAUUCGUGUGACUUCGAUGAGAAGUUGAAGAUGAAGAACACUUUCGACGCUCUCGGUGUUGACACGCGACCGGCGGGGAAGGGUGGACCGAAUCAUUGCUUCAGAUUACAGCAUAGCAAUGGGCCUACGGUCAUUCGAGACAAAAAUGGCAAGAUGCCUUAUUUGUCCAGUCAGCGUUACGAGGCAGAUGGGAAGACGUACAGGGUCACCGACGCCUACAGCACCGUAGGCAUAAACCGCAACGACGGUAUUCUCUACUUCCUCAACCGAAUGUCACCUGAGCAAGGAGCCGCAGAUCUCUGGAAUUUGAGACCGGAACAAGUCGAUAAAGCCGAUUUGCCCAAGAUCCGCUCGAGCUCUGACUUAGCUUGGGCGCUCUGGAACAGGGUUCCAGGAGAACCAAUGAUCAAAAUGAUCAUGGCUCUCCAGAUUGUUAAUACGCAAACGGCUGAGACGAUCAUACCGAAGGCUUUGGAGGCGGUGGGAGAAACAGAGCUGAAGAGAUGGCCGGGAACGGAGAUUGUUGUUGGGUCAGAUAAUGACGCUGAGGCUGAAGCUGCUCUUGCGCUUAUUGGCUCGCCCAAUGGACUCGGCGCUGGCUACUUUCUUCUACAACACAAAAGGCAGCUCGGUGGCGCAAAUUUCAUCUACAAGAUCACGAUAUUUAGAAACGAUGGCGAUGAGUUUGAUGAUGAGCCUAAUCUCAUUUUUCACGUUGACAAGAAUACAACACCCAUGCCGGAUGUGGAAGACACUCCUGGUGCGCCGGAGAAACCGGCGGAGAAGGGUAGCGCGGCGGUUCGAGAGGCACCGCGAGUCGAAAAGAUGAAGUUCACGCAGAUCUUCUGCAUCGUGGGUCUUGUUGCCCUCGGCGCGACUGAGGCCUUGCGCAACCUUACCAACGUCACUUCCGUCACUCUCGAAUCCCAGAACCUCACUGUGCACGUCGCAGGCGACCCCGACGAUAGCGACGAUGACGACGAUGACGACGACGAUAGCGACGACAGCGACGAUAGCGAUACUGACGAUGAUGACGUACGGCUUGACACUCCAGUUCCUGCUACUGAAGCACUUUGGCAUGCAUCGAAAUGUCGGGGCGCUAAACUCAUGUUUGCGUGUACCCAGGACCCACCGCAAGCCGCCCGGUUUGUCAAUCCCUUGACAGUUCCCUGGGAUGGCGACCUCAGGAACGAACUUCUCACCUGGGGUUACAACGAAGGAACUAGUGAUCCUGAUGACGACUGCGAGAUCGGUGUUCUCCAGCCAAUGCUAGACGCCCUGGGACUUUCCAAGGAAAACAAUCUUCAUGGCGGGCCAAACUACUGUUUCUCUUACCAACAUCGUGAUAGCGCUGUCGUGGAGAGACCAAAUGGAAUCUUGCCACCCAAGGACAAGCAGUGGUAUACUGUCGAUGGUGUGAGGUACAGGGUCACGGACGCUUAUGCCACCGUCGUCAUCAACAAAGCUGCUGGUAUAAUUUUCUUCCUUCGCAGAGGGUCCGCUGAGCAUCAAGCCCGCAGACUCUGGAAGGUAAAGGAUCACGUUCCCAUUCCGCCAAAUGAGUUGCCGGCCCUUCGUACAAGCUCAGACGUAGCCUGGGGAUUCUGGAACCGAGUAAGUGGUGAAAACCUGGCGAAUAUUAAUGGCGUCGUCUCCAUGUUAGUCACCAACGACCAAACGCGGAGAAUUAUGGAUAGGAUGUUGGUGGACAAGAAUCUCGAAACGGUACAGCUAUGGCCAGGAACUGUGGUGGACGUCCACUCAGUACAUUAUCUGGCUCUUCUGGGAUCACCCAAUGGUAGAGCUGUAGGAUAUCUGCUGGCGCAACACAAGGCAAAGAUUGGCGGCAACAGAUAUGUUGAGUCUAUUCACAUAUUCCGCCCCUACGAGCACUCGACACUGCCUCACCUUUUCUUCCGCGUCGGUUGGGCGCCAUCACCGCCGCCAACAGUACCAGAGGAACCGAUAGAGAACUUAUUGCCGCCAGAAGGAAAUGGGUUUGAAGUGGUUAGAAGAGGUAACGGUGAGAAGAACAUCAUCAGAGAGCAUGUGAUUCGGGCGAAAUUGUGA
Alternaria infectoria is the source of this 2430-nucleotide messenger RNA. RefSeq lists its product as uncharacterized. The record is from RefSeq and is a predicted model, not a curated record. Bases 1 to 2430 code for a protein of 809 amino acids. NCBI's taxonomy places the organism in Eukaryota, Fungi, Ascomycota, Dothideomycetes, Pleosporales, Pleosporaceae. The transcript has 6 exons.